AUGAGCGAAAAAUCAGAACUUGAAACUUUUUAUUUCGCUCAGAGCUUAGAACCACAAUUUCUUAAAUACAACGAAAUAUUAUCUGCAUAUUCUCUUUUUAUCAAGCUAAAUUCGGAAAAAAAUCAAGGAAUCAAUCAAACAUCUAAACUCAUCAAAGGAGACUUAGAAGUUUCACAAUCAUCAAAUAAUCCUUGGACUUCUCUCGAAUUAGAAUCACUAAUACAAGGCAUAAAUAUAUAUGGUAUUGGAAAUUGGGGUUCAAUACGUAAAACUUUUCGCGAAAUUUUUAAUGAAAACCAACGAACUCGUGAUGAUCUAGCCAACAAAUGGUAUUCUCUCAUCAGAAAAUCAAAAUAUAAAAGAUUGGAUAUCAAUGAAAUGGCGAAAGGCAUUGAUUAA
Trichomonas vaginalis G3 is the source of this 399-nucleotide messenger RNA. RefSeq names its product SANT/myb-like telomere repeat binding factor-like DNA-binding domain-containing protein. NCBI's taxonomy places the organism in Eukaryota, Parabasalia, Trichomonadida, Trichomonadidae. The coding region runs from base 1 to 399 and encodes 132 amino acids. The record is from RefSeq and is a predicted model, not a curated record. The transcript has a single exon.